Molecule: messenger RNA, 2275 nt
Organism: Colletotrichum acutatum
Lineage: Eukaryota; Fungi; Ascomycota; Sordariomycetes; Glomerellales; Glomerellaceae
Product: SGT1 protein-domain-containing protein
Exons: 2
Coding region: 351-2189 (612 amino acids)
Cellular component (GO): nucleus
Source: RefSeq, a predicted model, not a curated record
CAAUUAUCGAAAGAGCUCUAUCAAAAGGUAUAUAAGAUAGAUCGAGGUGAAAAAAUCAGGCAAGACAAGUCUACAUACUCCGGAUCAGGUGUAUACUGCAAUACGUGUUCAUGAAUUUCAAUGCGCAAAUCCUCAAAACUCCUCGAGGAUUUUUCGAAACCGCUUGGCUUCCAUUGGAAGAAGUCGUCCAACCUCCACUCAAAAUAUCAGCCCUACCUGCGACCGUGUAAAUCACGAGCUAAACCUCACGGCUCCGCUACAACAGAACAACAGCAACAACAGCUGUGUCCGUCGUAUGCGCGCAUUUGCAACUUCAUCUGGAGAGCCAAGGCAUCUCGAAGCUAUUUGUCAUGGCUGAUUCACAACGAGGAGCUGGAGAUGGAGGGGAUCGCAACGAAAAGAAUUCUCUCAGCCUACAAGAAAAUUGCGUCGAGUAUAGCAUCUUUCUUGUUGACCCCAACGCCUCGAGUAAUCCCCUGAAGCAACUUUCCAGACUCGAAGAUCUACGAAAGUCUGCUUUGCAACUCGCAAACUCCCUGACCGCAGACUAUAUUUGGCAAAAGGGGCUGUUUACUCUCGAUGUGGUCACAGAGCAAGGCAACUCGUUUCUCCGAGGAACUACUGAUUACGGAGAUGCGAUCGAGGACGAAUGGCUGAUUGUCUUUAUUCUCAGGGAGCUUUCCAAAGCUCAACCCACUGCAUGGAUCCGUGUCUUUGACUCUGAUGGAGAGUUUCUCCUCAUAGAGGCGGCCAACGUUCUUCCAAAAUGGUUGAGUCCUGAGACAGAUCAGAACCGUGUUUGGAUCAGCAAUGGCCGUCUGCGAAUCAUCCCCCACACAACCGAAGACGGCACUAAAACCCGGCUGUUGGCAUUAUCGGACGCUUUGCGCGUCAUUAAGUCCUCUGCCGACUCUCUCUUGCACUCAGAGUUCAUAGAGGCUGAGGCUUUCUAUCGCCUCGAAAAGUACCCUGGCCAGAUUCACAAGUCCAUACACCACUCGCUCGUGACAAUUCCUCGAAGACUUGUCCAUGUCCUACGCCAAACUCCCAAGGCCGUUGCACCAGCUGUGGAGUCUUUCUACCUCCGCGAUGCGCUAGAUCUGAACACUCUCCUGUCUAGCAAGAAAAGUCUUACUUUCCCCCCGGUCGAUCUUGUCACAGUGAGCGUCAAAUUUACCAGGGUGUUAUUCGCUCAACUCAGAUCGCAAAGGUUCGAGCCUCCUGCCCCUUGGGCUAGUCUUAUUCAACGGGCCAAAGGGGUCGAGCACACACAUCUGGAGAUGGGCAUGAAGCUCACGUGUGGAUUCGAAAUAAUGCUCAACAAUGUUGAGAAGGCCGAGAGUCGUGAAGCCAGGGCGGCUAGUAUCAUUGUCCAGGACCUUGAGGAGGAUGGAGACUUAGUGCUCCCUACGGACGAACAAAUCCGCAGCUGGAAGGACGCUAGUCGCGAUGACGACGAGUCCUGGAUGGACAUUAACUACGAAGACUUUGAGAGAGAGCUGUCAGGGCGUUCAGGCGGUACUCAACCUCAGUCGAAAUCGAGCUUUGGAGAUGCCACAACACAAGCGGACCUGCGCAAAAUCGUCUCCCGGUUCGAGGCCUUUCUCAACGAUGAGAAUGCAGGACUAGACGGUGCCGAGAUCAAUGAAAUGGACAUUAAUGAUGACGACGACGAGUCCGAGGGCGGGGAGACAGACGAAGAUGACGAAGAUGAAGACAAGGCGGUCAGCUUUGACGAAGCGGAGUUCUCUCGUAUGAUGAGAGAAAUGAUGGGACUAGCACCCGCAGAGUCCGACGUUCGUAAUGCCCCAAGCAAAUCGCCUGCGGCAAGAGAGAACACUAAGCCCGUCGGGCAAGGCGAGGAACCUGACGACGAUGACCUUCGGAAGCUUACCGCUGAGUUGGAAGCUGAGCUCAAUGAACAUGGUGCUCUCAAGUUGGACCAACCUCAAGGCAGAGCCCUAACUCAAGAAGACAAAGGGAAAGGCAGUGGGCCUGAGUCAAGCAAUGAUGAUGAAGAGGCAGACGAUGAAGUUGACAUUGACUACAAUCUAGCCAAGAACCUCCUCGAAAGCUUCAAGGGCCAGGGUGGUAUGCCGGGUCCGGCUGGGAACAUUCUAGGCAUGAUGGGACUUCAGCUUCCGCGAGACGAGGACGACAAUGACGAGGAAGAUAAGAAGAAGCGAUGAAGACAAACGUUCGAGAUCUUGUAGGUCAUUAAUCAGUCUUCAUUGAAACGACGAAUGCAUCUUCCUCCAUGAAGUCACCGUACGCC